AUGAAGCGAUUCAUUCUAUUAUUUGGGUUUACUUUGGCCAUAAAAUGUUUUGCUGGAGAAGCAAAGGAUGAGCAGAUUCACAAUUGUCCCUUCUGCAUGCUCCCAAUUGACAAUGUUGGACCACCGAAACACCUCGAAAAUGAUACGAUCAGCGGUUUUGGCAUGAACGUCUCGCAGCGUCGAUCGAUGUUCAAAGCAAUGGGCGCUCAUCGCUUUUUCCAACAUCAUCACUCGCACAUCCAUCCACAUCAACAUCAGCAGCCACAUCACCAAAAAAAGAAAAGAUCAAUGAUCUGCACGCGUUUUUCUUGCCGAAAUCUCGCCUCGUUUUCCGUUUUACCGAAAGGAGCUCAAUCGUAUGUAAAUGGAAAAUGGGUGCCAGCUGCUUCCGGAAAAAUCUUUGAUGUCUACAAUCCUUACUCGAAUGAACUCCUUACUAAAGCUCCAGAUUGUGAAGUGACAGAUGCGAAACAAGCAGUGAAAGCAGCUCGCGACGCUUUCGAGCACUGGUCAUUGGGCACAACGGCCAAGCAAAGAGGAGCAAUUCUGCAGAAAUGGGCACAAAUCAUCACCGAGAAAGAAAAAGAAAUGGGAGAGAUUUUGACAAAAGAAAUGGGUAAACCCUGGCCUGAAGCUCGUGGUGAGGUGCUCUUCUCGGCCGGAUAUUUUGAGUGGUACGCCGGAGAGGCGAGGAGAAUCUAUGGACAAAUUGUUCCCUCAGCGUCACCAAAUCGUGAGCAUUUCCAUAUCAGAGAGCCGAUCGGCGUCGUGGCGAUGAUUACACCGUGGAAUUUCCCGUCGGCAAUGAUCGCUCGAAAAGCGUCAGCAGCUUUGGCGGCCGGGUGUUCGGUGAUUGUCAAACCGGCACACGAGACACCGCUGAGUGCACUGGCUUUGGCUCAGACCAGUGAAGAAGCCGGAAUGCCAGCCGGAGUAUUCAACGUUUUGACAACAAGUGCUGAAAAUUUACCGGGCAUUUCCCGCUAUCUCUGUGAAACAACGGAUGUCGAUUGUGUCUCGUUCACGGGAAGUACCCGAGUUGGAAAGCUUCUCCUUUCUCAAUCAGCUUCUACCGUGAAGCGUGUUUGUCUGGAAUUAGGUGGCAAUGCGCCGUUCAUCGUUUUUGAGUCAGCUGAUUUGGAUUUGGCUGUAAAGGGCACAAUGUCAGCGAAAGUUCGCGGAUCCGGCCAAACGUGCGUCUCAGCGAAUCGGAUAUUUGUGCAUGAAAAGAUUCAUGACAAAUACCUGGAUAAACUUAAAGCAGCUGUGGCUCAACAAGUUGUCGGUGAUGGAAUGGACUCAAAGACAACCCAAGGGCCACUGAUCAACGGGAAAGCUGUUGAAAAGGUUGAAUUCCUUUUGGAUGAUGCUUUAAAGAAGGGUGCUCAUUUGGUUUGUGGUGGGAAAAGGACGGCCGCUUCGUGCUUUCAACCAACGAUCAUUACAAACGUUUCCAACAACAUGGAGAUCGCUCACACGGAGAUCUUCGGCCCGAUCAUCGCCAUUCAAUCAUUCAACAACGAGGCUGACGUUUUGCGGAGAGCCAAUGAUUCGAGGGUUGGAUUAGCUGGGUAUCUCUUCUCUCAAAAUAUGGCGCAAAUUCAUCGUGUCACCCGGCGAAUGCAAGUGGGAAUGAUUGGAGUGAAUGAGGGUUUAAUGUCAUGUGUUGAGGCAGCGUUUGGUGGAGUUAAGGAAAGCGGUUUGGGGAGAGAGGGUGGCCCGCAAGGCAUCGACGAGUUCACUCAGUGGAAAUACAUUUGUGUGCAGCAU
Molecule: messenger RNA, 1770 nt
Organism: Mesorhabditis belari
Lineage: Eukaryota; Metazoa; Nematoda; Chromadorea; Rhabditida; Rhabditidae
Source: the annotation of a GenBank genome assembly